AUGUGCAAGCAAGAGGACGAGCCCGGAUGCCUGAACAGUGCAUAUUAUUUGAUAACAACGUCAGAUUCACAAAAUUACAUGCGAGAAAGAAUUAAUCGUUUGAAAGAAAAACAAAUGGAUGAAGCUUUGGAACAAUGGAAGCAAAUGUCGCCGUAUGAAUUGAAACAAAAUAUCGCGAAGAUACAAGUGAAUAAAAAGAAGUUUAUAAAAAAAGAGAUCGUGAACGGAUGGCAACGUGAAGAAGAACAAACGAAUGCUGCUAGUUCAAUGCGGACUGAUACACCACUCGUCGGUAAAGUAUCGUGUCGUUCCUGUGGCUACUAUCUUGGAAAAUUAGAAUGGCUACGAAGACGAAAUACAUGUUAUUUUGUGCAGAAACAACACGUUUUGGAACGUGUAGAAAUCGAGUUGAAGCUGGAACCAAAACAAAUUCAAAAUAUACAGAUUAAUGGUAAAGUUCGAUGUGGUAACACGCAAUGUCGUGAAGAACUGGGUGGUGCACAAGAGUUUUUAAAUCGAAAAGAUAUGAAAGAAAUUUGCGCAUUGAAAUGUAAUCAAUUGAAAUUUUCGUACAUUAACGAAGAGUCUGGACGAGAAAAUAUCAUUGUUGGCAAGAAAUGGACAGAAUUACCAUUUAGAAUAGCCGAACUAGAAACACGGCCACCCAGAAGAUCGUAG
Didymodactylos carnosus is the source of this 678-nucleotide messenger RNA. The record is from the annotation of a GenBank genome assembly. Lineage: Eukaryota; Metazoa; Rotifera; Eurotatoria; Philodinida; Philodinidae.